AGAGAAACGCUCUUGACAAGUGACAGCUUAGUUACCAGUUACGUUGCCAAGGCAAGUAACCACAGUAGAACAAAAAAAAAAAAAAAUCUAACAAAUAACAGUCCAAAAGCAAUUAACUGAAGGUGUAAGAUGUACUUUCGGUGGCUGAGAAAGAACUGAGAAGACAAAAACCAUAAGGACACGUACCUAAACUUAAAUUACCAAUGGGGGAAAGGAGCUACAAGGUGCACGGAAUAAAGCAAUUCAAUAAAUUAGCGUUAGCAUGCUGCUGCAGCCGCCCUUAAAUAGCCGCUGAUUGUAAUGGGUGACAGGUGUGUUGCCAUGGCACCGCCCACUCUAUCUUAUUUUAAUUAAGAGAGACAUUUAAGUCUGUUACCAGACUACUUACUGGUUUGUGGAGGAUAACGGGCAGUGCCGGUGAGCGGGGGUUAAAAUGUGAGUCGUAGAUGGUUUGCAUAAGAGUUUGAAUAUUUCAACAAGGAGGUGGGAAAGCUGGUGGCACGCACUUACGCGGCCUGCAGUGUUGUGGGGCAGAGACGGGGGGGCCUUGUCCACGCUUCUCAAGCUUUAAUUGCAUUUCAAGCUUGAGGCCAGUUGACAUGCACGCACACACUUACCGCGCAUUCUGCUUUCAUCUGGCCCAGUGUGUGAUGUGCUGCUAUUAAUGACUCCCGGUGGGUUGACCCAUUCUCUCGUCCUCACUCUCCAUCCCGUCCUCCCUUCACCCCCACCCAACCCUUUUCGAGUGGGGUAGUGUCUACUUCCUGCACGCCUCCUUGUCAGCAUAAGUCUAAAAAUAUUGUCGGCUUCCAGCAGAGUUUGUCUGUCUUCCACCGGUCGGCAAACCUCGCCACCAUCUGUCUCCGGCACGGAGGUGGAGUCAUGAUGGCGCUUUUGUUUCUACUGGUACUCCACAUUCUACCAUCUCUUGUUGUGCCCAUACAUAAUUCAUCAACUGGAGGCUGUGCCAUCAUCCGGCCCCCAAGGGAUGGAGGUAUCCGCUACAGAGGCCUGACACAAGAGCAGAUUCGUAGUGUUCAGAUUUUACCGGUGGAUUACGAGAUUGAGUACAUCUGCCGUGGGAACCGCGUGAUUGUGGGGCCUAAAGUCAGGAAAUGUUUACCCAACGGCACGUGGACAGACAUGACGCAGCACAGCAGCUGUCUAUUGCUGUGUCCUCGCGUGUGGACGUCUCUGGAGAACGGCCAGGUGACAGUGAGACCCCCAGGGCCCCCGGUUGAGGGGUCGGUUCUGCACUACCGCUGCCACAGUGGCUUCAUUCUGGAGGGACGCAACGUCAGCCACUGCACCAAACUGGGAAAAUGGGACGCUCCUAAGCCCAUUUGCCUCUACGACAAAAACAACACAGGCAAGAAGAAGCUGUACAUCGGCGCGCUGUUCCCAAUGAGCGGCGGCUGGCCCGGCGGCCAGGCGUGCAUGCCUUCCGCCCAGAUGGCGCUCGACCUGGUCAACAACCGCAGCGACAUCCUGCCCGACUACGAGCUGGAGCUCAUCCACUACGACAGCAUGUGCGACCCAGGCGAGUCCACCAAGCUGCUUUACGACCUGCUGUACACGGAGCCCAUCAAGAUCGUGUUGAUGCCCGGCUGCAGCGGCGUUUCCACCAUCGUGGCCGAGGCGGCUCGCAUGUGGAACCUCAUCGUGCUUUCGUAUGGCUCCAGUUCGCCGGCUCUCUCCAAUCGCCAGCGUUUCCCCACCUUCUUCCGCACGCACCCGUCAGCCACGCUGCACAACCCAACCCGGGUGCAGCUCUUCCAGAAGUGGAAGUGGACCCGCAUUGCCACCAUCCAGCAGACCACUGAAGUCUUCACCUCAACCCUGGACGAUCUGGAGCAGCGAGUCAAGGAGGCCGGCAUCGAGAUCAGCGUUCGCCAGAGCUUCCUAACCGACCCGGCUGUGGCUGUCAAAAAUCUGAAGCGUCAAGACGCCAGGAUCAUCGUGGGUCUUUUUUACGAGACUGAAGCUAGGAAAGUGUUUUGUGAGGUGUUCAAGGAGAAGCUUUACGGGAAGAAGUACGUGUGGUUCUUGAUCGGUUGGUAUGCUGACAACUGGUUCAAGAUCAAGGACCCGACCAUCAACUGCACCGUGGAGAACAUGACGGAGGCCGUGGAGGGUCACGUGACCACCGAGAUCGUCAUGCUCAAUCCUGAGACCGUCCGCGGUGUUUCUAACAUGACAUCCCAGGAAUUUCUGGCUGCCUUGAUCUCCCGUCUGGGCGUCAAGAAUCCUGAGGAGACGGGCGGCUUCCAGGAGGCCCCGCUGGCCUACGAUGCCAUCUGGGCCCUGGCGCUGGCCCUCAAUAAGACGGUGGCACCGCUCAAGGCCAAGGGGCGGCGGCUGGAGGACUUCAACUACAACAACAAAGACAUCACAUCUGAGAUCUAUCGGGCACUCAACACUAGCUCCUUUGAAGGCGUUUCGGGCCAGGUAGUGUUUGAUGCUCAGGGUUCCAGGAUGGCAAUGACCCUCAUUGAACAGCUGCAAGAGGGCAGCUACAAGAAGAUCGGCUACUACGACAGCUCUCAGAAGAACCUCUCGUGGUUCGGCAAGGACGUCUGGAUCGGGGCGGGGCCUCCAGCGGAUCGCACGGUUGUCGAGAAAGAGUACCGCUUCCUGUCGCAGAAGUUGUUCGCCGCCGUGUCCGUGUUUGCCGGCCUCGGCAUCCUGCUGGGUGUCGUGUGUCUCACCUUUAACAUCUAUAACGGCAACGUGCGCUACAUCCAAAACUCUCAGCCGUACCUGAACAACAUGACAGCGGCGGGCUGCAUGAUGGCUCUGGCCGCCGUCUUCCCGCUCGGUAUCGACGGACAUCACGUACACCGAUCGCAGUUCCCCGUCGUCUGCCAGUUCCGUCUGUGGCUGCUGGGUUUGGGCUUCAGCCUGGCGUACGGCAGCAUGUUCACUAAGAUUUGGUGGGUCCACACCCUCUUCACCAAGAAGGAUGAAAAAAAGGAAAAAAAGAAGCAACAGCUGGAGCCAUGGAAAUUGUACGCCACGGUGGGCGUGCUGCUGGCCGUAGACUUUCUGUCACUGGUCAUCUGGCAGAUCGUGGACCCGCUGCACAUUACCGUGGAGGAGUUCACCAGGGAGGCCCCCAAAGUGGACUUGGACGUCCUGAUCCAGCCUCUGCUGGAGCACUGCAGCUCCGAGAAGAUGAACACAUGGCUUGGUGUGGUUUACGGCUACAAGGGUCUGCUGCUGCUGCUCGGCAUCUUCCUGGCCUAUGAGACCAAGUCCGUCUCCACAGAGAAGAUCAACGACCACCGGGCGGUGGGCAUGGCCAUUUACAACGUGGCGGUGCUGUGUCUGAUCACAGCGCCGGUGACGAUGAUCCUAUCCUCUCAGCAGGACGCCUCUUUCGCCUUCGCCGCCCUGGCCAUCGUCUUCUCGGCCUACAUCACCCUGGUGGUGCUCUUUGUGCCAAAGAUGCGUCGUCUGAUCACGCGCGGCGAGUGGCAGUCGGAGCAGCAGGACACGCUCAAGACGGGCUCGUCGACCAACAACAACGACGAGGAGAAGUCGCGGCAGCUGGAGAGAGAAAACAGGGAGCUGCAGAAGAUCAUACAGGAGAAAGAAGAGCGCGUGUCCGCACUGCGUAACCAGCUGGCCGAAAGACAAGCUCUACGCAGUCGACGCCGCCCGUCGGCCGGCCAGAACCAGAACCACAAUGCCCCGCUGCCGCCGCCCUUGUCCCAGACGGACCCCAAAUCCCUGCUGCCCCCGCCGGGCUACCCGAGCGCCGACAAUCACUCACUACCGCCGUCCUUCUCCAACUCGUCUAACUUGUACCCGGCAGAGAGCAAGAUGAGCCGCAACCACUGUCACAACAGCCAGAUUCCGCUGCUCUACAAGUAG
Hippocampus comes (tiger tail seahorse) is the source of this 3876-nucleotide messenger RNA. RefSeq names its product gamma-aminobutyric acid (GABA) B receptor, 1a (gene gabbr1a). Gene Ontology annotation, biological process: G protein-coupled receptor signaling pathway; gamma-aminobutyric acid signaling pathway. Bases 883 to 3876 code for a protein of 997 amino acids. Gene Ontology annotation, molecular function: G protein-coupled GABA receptor activity. The transcript has 24 exons. Lineage: Eukaryota; Metazoa; Chordata; Actinopteri; Syngnathiformes; Syngnathidae. Gene Ontology annotation, cellular component: G protein-coupled receptor heterodimeric complex; membrane. The record is from RefSeq and is a predicted model, not a curated record.